AUGAGUACAGCAGUUUUACCAUUUAAAGUCAAAGCAAAAUAUGGCUGGUCUGGCCAAACUAAAGAUGACCUAGGAUUUUUGGAAGGUGAUAUUAUGGAGGUUACUAGAAUCACUGGGGAUUGGUACUAUGGCAAAUUACUUCGAAACAGAAAAUGUGCUGGUUAUUUCCCUAACAAUUUUGUUGUUAUCCUAGAAGAAAAAACAUUACUAACUGAAGAUCAAUCUAAAGAAAAAAAGUUAAACUCCAUUAAGGUAUCUGAAAAACAGAAAUGGGCAACAGAAAAAUCUUCAUCUUCUUCCUUAUCUUCUUCUUUUUCUACUUCUUCGUCUUUACCUCCAAUUCCAUCGAGAGACGCUAAUCUGAAAAGUUCCAAAAAGACAAGAAUGCCUAAAUCAUAUAAUUAUUCAAAACUUAAUAUGUCAUCCAAUUUAUCACAAGACGGUUAUUAUAAUAACCGAUCCAUACAUGAAGUUCACAAAAAAAACGUGAAUUCGAAUAGAUUCUAUGAACUUGAUCAUAGUUCUAGUCCAGAAUUAUAUUCAAUGUCAAAAGAAGGCUCUAAUAUACCUAAUAGUUAUUCGGAUCUGAAUCAGCUCAAAUCACAGAAGAAGCACCAUUAUUCAUUUUGGGAACAGGGCAAGAAUAAUUCAUUACCUCCCUUACCUCCCCUACCUAAUGGGAUCAAAAUAUCCUCUUCCUCACCAUCACUAACCACACCAAUUUCACCAUCAAAUGAUAACUCCAGUAGACUUAACAGAACAAAUUUUUAUAAACACACAAAAAAGCAGUUGGUAGGUUCACAUCAACUUUAUAGACUCAAUAAAAGAACAUCACAUGAUUCUGUAAUGAGAACAGACUCGGUAAAUUCAAAACUGUACUCUAGUAAUAGUUCUAAUGGAGAUAUGUCUACAGCUAUAUUUUCUAAUUCCAAGUAUCUGGAUUCAUCGUUAACUGAUUCUGAAAAUAGCUUUGCAUUAAUGAGUGAUUUCAGUGCUACCAGUGCAGGUAGUUUUGCUAGACAUAAACAUGCACAAUCCUUUACCGAUUCUUUGGAAAGAUCUCAAUCGAGUCGAUAUUUCCCAAACGGAUCUAUAUUUGACUCUCAGUCUGUGUCUGAAAAUGGAAACAAUGAUUUAAAAAACUCCAACAAUGGUAAAAUGGGUGAUUUAUUAAGAAAAUUGAUUCCUAAUUCCUCUUCUAGUAAUAGGUCAUCACCCUUAAUAUCGACUUCAAUCAACAAAUUGCCUAAAUUACCUUCAAUUCAAAAUUUAAAUAUAUCUGAUAAAAAUGAGGCUAAGGACUGGGUAACGGUAAAAUCACAAGUUAAUAGGUCAAGAACUUUGACAAAAUACGAAAAGCAUCCACGUUACAUGAGAGCUUUGGAAGAACAUAGAGAGUUAGUUUUGCAUCCACAAGAUUCAAUAUACAAUGGUUUAAAUACAAAUGAAGUCAAAUCCGGGGGUAAACCUGGUAUGGUAAAUGUAAUGUUAACAGAAUUGAACUGUGAGUAUAUAGAUGAAAUGACAAGAAAAAGAUGUAAUAAAUUAGGUAAUUUUAGUCUAAGUUCAUGGGCAAGAAUGAACUUUUCAGCAAGGUACAAAACAUCCUUAGAUGUCCUGAGAGGUAUAUACAUUUUUUGUGCUGAAAAGUUUGAGUUGAUUGAUGAUAAUUCAACUACAGACUUCACUUGUGAACCACGCAAUUUGGAUCAAGUUCUCUACAGUCAAUAUUGUACUCCAUAUCAGUUAACAUGGUUAUUUAAAAAAUUAGCAAAUGCACUGGGUAUCACAUGUGAAGUUGUUAUUGGGUUCCUAAAAACGCCAAAUAGUAAUAAUUAUGAAUUCAAGUUCAAUCAUUGCUGGCUUAGAGUUCUUGUCCACAGAGAAUGGAGGUUUGUCGAUAUUAUUCUAGGUAAUACUACCAACCCUAUCCAUGAAUUUGUUAAUAAUAAGCCUGCUAAAAAGGCUGAUGAUAGUUAUUUUCUUGUUGAACCUUUAAAUUUCAUUUACACUCAUAUACCACCAAGAGAGUUCGAGCAACAUAUUGUUCCAAGCAUAGAUCAGCUUUCAACUAUUUGCUUGCCAUUAGUGUUUCCCACAUUUUUUCAGAAUAAUAUUAAACUUUAUAACUACAGUACCGCCUUAUCAUACCUAGAAGAUACAGAAAUAUUUGAAUGUUCAAUUGAGAUUCCGAAUGAUAUUGAAGUAUUUACAUCGGUUGUUGUUUCUGAUGUCGAUGAAAACAAACAAUAUGAAUUUGGUCAAAUGGAAUUAUCUCUAUCUCAAAUAAAAAUGCAUAAAUCAAAUUCAGGGCGCAGAAUUGCUAUUUUGAAGGCAGUUUUACCACCAAAUGCAAAGAAUGGUACAUUGUACAUUCACUCAGGUGUUAGAGGAAAGCAAAAAACUAGAGCUAAUAUUCAUCCAUUAACAAUGAUGAUUCCGUUGGAGCAUAGAGGAAUUGAUAUGAAGUAUGAAUUCGUUGUUAGGUUGCCAUCAGAAAAUGUACAAAAUUUGGAAAUGUAUAUCAAAGAACCACAGAAUAGAUAUUUGUUUCCUAAUAAUGAUUAUACUUUUGAAAUUAUUCAAACACCAUUUGAUGGAGUAAUAUAUGAUUCAGUAUCUCAAAAUAAAGAGCAACUGAUGGCAAUCAAAUCACCAUCAGGUGAAAUUUAUAAACUGCACAAGAGAGAUCCACAAUCCUUGUUUGGUACAUGGGAAACAAAGAUAAAAAUUAAGGAACAAGGAAUUUGGACUGCCAUAGUAGUUUCUGAUUCGGGUUUGGGAUGGUGUCCAUUUGCUGAAUGGCUUUGUGUCUAA
This is a messenger RNA of Arxiozyma heterogenica, 2817 nucleotides long. RefSeq names its product Cyk3p (gene CYK3). Gene Ontology annotation, molecular function: protein binding. The record is from RefSeq and is a predicted model, not a curated record. The transcript has a single exon. Gene Ontology annotation, biological process: mitotic division septum assembly. Bases 1 to 2817 code for a protein of 938 amino acids. Gene Ontology annotation, cellular component: cytoplasm; mitotic actomyosin contractile ring. Lineage: Eukaryota; Fungi; Ascomycota; Saccharomycetes; Saccharomycetales; Saccharomycetaceae.